This is a messenger RNA of Cicer arietinum (chickpea), 1061 nucleotides long. Its product is annotated as protein FAR1-RELATED SEQUENCE 2. The record is from RefSeq and is a predicted model, not a curated record. Lineage: Eukaryota; Viridiplantae; Streptophyta; Magnoliopsida; Fabales; Fabaceae.
UGGUUGUAAGUUCCCUGACACAGUCACAAAUGAGUUUCCUAUUGGUUAGCGUAACAGAACAAGGGUUACAGAAGUAAAACAACACCCAAAAUCUACUUUCAUUCUUCAAUUUUCAUCAAUUAGUGAAAUCAAAUUCCGCACAAGAUUGUUUCUCCCUCUUAUUAGUUACUCAAAUUUCGAACUUUGCUCUGAUACAUCUUCAAAACCUAUUCCUCUUCUGUUUCACAAUUUUUAUUUGAUGGACAAGGGAAAUGAGGCAGAUCAUACCUGUCUAGAAAAGAGUACAAGUAUAUUUGAUGGUGUUGAAGUUCAAGAGCCAUAUGUGGGCAUGGAAUUUGAUUCUGAAGAAGCUGCCAAGAAAUUUUAUUUUGAAUAUGCUAGACGGGUAGGAUUUGCUGUACGUGUUAUGCAACGUCGACGUUCUGGAAUUGAUGGCAGGACUCUUGCUCGUCGACUUGGAUGUAACAAACAAGGAUUCUCACCCAAUAACAAGGGAACAUUGGGGCUAGAGAAAAAACUAAGGCAUAGUGCUCGAGAAGGUUGCAAGGCAACAAUUUUAUUCAAGCUGGAAAAAUCUGGAAAAUGGGUUGUCUCAAGAUUUGUAAAGGAUCACAACCAUCCUUUAAUUGCUACAGCUAAUGGUUUCAAUUCAGCGGACGAUAAAGAUAAAAAAAUUGCUGAACUUACUAUCGAAUUGGAGCGCCAAGAUGAACUGUGUGCUGCGUAUAGAGAAAAACUAAUGAGCUUCAUAAACAAUGUUGAGGAGGAAACAGUGGAAAUGUCCACAAGAAUUCAACUCAUUAUUGAAAAUGUAAGGAGAGCUGAGUCUGAAUUGCAAAAAUGUUCCCAGAACAGUAAGCCUCGGUACUGUACUUGAGUGUAUAAAUUAAUAUAGUAUAUAAUUUCACUAAUUAUAGCACUCCAUUAUACAUUUGAAUUUGUUCUUUCAAUUCUCGGGAGUUCUGAAAGUCGAGGCUAAUAGUACCUUAAAGUAGCAUUGUGAGAGUGUGUUGCUAGCAUUUUUCAAACAUAAAUGAAUUAUUAUUUUGAUGGGAGUGAAA